Messenger RNA from Camelus dromedarius (Arabian camel), 1597 nucleotides. RefSeq names its product histone H2A type 1-H. Bases 17 to 403 code for a protein of 128 amino acids. Gene Ontology annotation, cellular component: nucleosome; chromatin. Gene Ontology annotation, molecular function: protein heterodimerization activity; structural constituent of chromatin; DNA binding. Gene Ontology annotation, biological process: heterochromatin formation. The transcript has a single exon. The record is from RefSeq and is a predicted model, not a curated record. Lineage: Eukaryota; Metazoa; Chordata; Mammalia; Artiodactyla; Camelidae.
CUGUUGCGUCUGAGUCAUGUCUGGACGUGGUAAGCAGGGGGGUAAGGCUCGCGCCAAGGCCAAGACCCGCUCCUCGCGGGCGGGGCUCCAGUUCCCCGUGGGCCGAGUGCACCGCCUGCUCCGCAAAGGCAACUACGCCGAGCGGGUCGGGGCCGGCGCGCCGGUGUACCUGGCGGCGGUGCUGGAGUACCUGACGGCCGAGAUCCUGGAGCUGGCGGGCAACGCGGCCCGCGACAACAAGAAGACGCGCAUCAUCCCGCGCCACUUGCAACUGGCCAUCCGCAACGACGAGGAACUCAACAAGCUGCUGGGUAAAGUCACCAUCGCUCAGGGUGGCGUCCUGCCCAACAUCCAGGCCGUGCUGCUGCCCAAGAAGACUGAGAGCCACCACAAGGCCAAGUGAGGACCAAGUUUGGAAACAAUUGAACAAACGGCUCUUUUCAGAGCCACUUCUAUCGUCAUAAAAAAAGGUGACACGAUUUGUAUUUCCCACUGUUUCACCUUUUGCUUAGUGUAAUGAGGGACAGUCCAGAUGCUUCUCUUCAGUUCUAAGGUACCUCCCUCACAUCUCUCCAUAUUUCAGAAUUGGCUUUUAGGAAGCUUUGUCAACAUAAAUGACUUAUGUUACACUAACGUUCAAAAUCACUGGGUUUACAAGGUAUUAAGUUGACUUAAUUAUGUAGGUCCUUAGGUGGAAGUUAGUUUUAGGUUGAGUAACUUUUUGUCAAACCGAAGCCUGUUUUGAGACGUUGGGAUUUUUCUGUGAAUGAUGCACAGAACUCACUGGAGUGUCUGUAGGAAGAUAGUAAAUAUUGCAUCUUGAAAAAUUUGCCCUUAAGGAAGAAUUGUUUUUAGUAUGCUUACUAAAAGGUGCUUUUAUCGCUACCUGGUAGUACAAAAGUUAAAGCAGAUGUCCAGAUACAGUAAUCCAAGCUUGGUUGUAACAACGAUGGUAAUGAAUACUAUUAUUCCAAGAGCGCUAACAGUGGAGGCCUACCGUAUGAAAAAGCAAAAGACUGUUUUCAGAAUAAGGUAAAAUAUUCUCAUAUGUUCAUAUUUCUAUUCAGGAGUAACAAGGUCUUUUUUUUCCGGGCUUUGGAAAGUUUUGGGACAUUUAUGCCAAUUAGUUUUACCAUUUUAAGAAAUUCAGGCACAGGCUAUUUAUUCUGUUUCCUUUUUUCUAAUAUUUUCAAUAGAUUUUUUGACACACAGCUACCAUGAGUUAGACACAAUUUUACCUGUCCUAAAGAAAGUUCAAUAGAAACAUACAAAAGUAAAGCAAAAUGUAACAGAAUUAAGCCCAGGGGGAUAUUGAGGGAACACAGGAGUAAAAUCUGUGAGAGGUAACAUCUGCAUUGAGGAUUAAAGGAAAUAGAGGAAAGUCUAGGGAUUUCAGCAGAGAAUGAGCAUCAACAGACUCAGCUUGUAUGUGCAGGCAUAUAACAAGAAGUUUGAUACUGGCACAUAAGGCAAAUAGAUCACAAGAUAGAAAGGAGCCAGAGGGAUUUGUAGGCCACUCCUUUGAUUUUAAAUAUUUUAAAAAUAGUGGUAACUUUCAAAUCUUUAUGUCCAUCCCAGACAUCUCAAACUUAGACAU